AUGAGCGUCACCUCAGCCUUACCCUCAUCCGAUGGAUCCAGGGUAGCCUCAGCAUCCGAUGACAAGACAGCGAGAAUCUGGAAUCGGACCCUGGGGAAGGACUCAAAGUCUUCGAAGGAGCGUCGGUUAAGUUUGGCAAUGAUGGCCACUAUCUCGUCUUCAAAUGCUGAGGCUAACCAGGAUUCGUCAAAUGAGAAUGGGACCGUGUGCCCUCAGAGAACGCUGAAUUUGUACCAAUCGCCGACCGAGGUGUUGGCUCUCGGUUCCGAUACUGUUGUACAGAACGAGAAGGCACAGGCGAUGCACUUCGGGCCGAGAAGGAAGAUGGUAUAA
Molecule: messenger RNA, 333 nt
Organism: Cantharellus anzutake
Lineage: Eukaryota; Fungi; Basidiomycota; Agaricomycetes; Cantharellales; Hydnaceae
Exons: 4
Coding region: 1-333 (110 amino acids)
Molecular function (GO): protein binding
Source: RefSeq, a predicted model, not a curated record